AUGGCCACCCACCAACAAAAUGCGCUUGAGGUAGCAGCCGCUAGACUUGAGUGUAAGACGCUUCGCCGGGAACUGUCCAAAGAUGCCGACUUGGAGAACAAAGAGCGCGCUGCUCAGUUGUGCACUGAGGGUCACAAGAACCGGUUCGGCCACGGCGUCCCUGCCAACUUGCUGAGAGCAUUCCAACUCUACACAGAAGCGGGAAGCCUAGGGGAUCCAGAUGCCUUGACGUGUGCAGGAAUCUUGCUCGAGGAGGGUCUAGUGGAUCCAGAUAUUGACUACGACAAUGUUGUGAAAGAUCUGAAUCUGUUGGGGCGUGCGGCCAAGCUUGGACACGCCGACGCCCAGGUGGCAGUGGGAUACGCGUGCGAGCAAGGACGAUCGGGAUGGAUGCAGGACCACCAACAGGCGAUUUUUUGGUAUACGAAGGCUGCGGAACAGGGCAGCGCGACUGCGACAAACAACUUGGCUUCUCUGUUUUAUCACGGCCGAGGGUGCCAACAAGAUUUCGAGAAGGCUGCUGAACUAUUCAAGAAAGCUGCCGCAGGUGGCAAUACAAAUGCGGUGUACAAUCUCGGAGUCUGUUACGAGUUUGGUCGUGGGGUCGCGGCUGAGGAUUCUGAUAAGGCUCUUCAGCUGUAUCAGCGCGCUGCGCAGGCUGGCCACGUUAAGGCCGCCUGCGCUCUAGGCCUUCUGCUGUUUAAGCUGAAUGUCGCCGCUGGAAAACCGGUGGACGCCUACAUUGGAGCAGCAAAGUGGCUACGAGUAGCUGCAGAGCACAAGGACGUCGAAGCCUGUUUUGGUCUCGGCCAGCUCUUCGAGGCAGGCCUUGGCGUUUCAAAAGAUUACCAACAGGCUCUGGAGUACUACCGGACGGCAGCGGCUGCAGAAGAGAAUCCAAAGGUGCACCUUCGUCUAGCACAUUUGUUGUACUCGGGCCACGUUGGCGGCGAUCUCUUCUUGAAGAAAGAGGCGUUCCGGCACUACCAAAAAGCAGCUGAGGAUGUAGGGGAGAAGUCAUACUACCACCACCAGCUUGAGUUGCUGCCCCUUCCCGUCUCACGACUUGCUAAACUGCGUAUUUCUGCACCUGUUCGCCUCCCUUCAGCAGGAGAGACGCGUGGCGUGUGCGCCGAUACUAUGUUGCCUUUUAGAUACUAG
This is a messenger RNA of Neospora caninum, 1161 nucleotides long. RefSeq names its product putative Sel1 repeat domain-containing protein. Lineage: Eukaryota; Apicomplexa; Conoidasida; Eucoccidiorida; Sarcocystidae. Bases 1 to 1161 code for a protein of 386 amino acids. The transcript is spliced from 8 exons. Gene Ontology annotation, molecular function: protein binding. The record is from RefSeq and is a predicted model, not a curated record.